Rhododendron vialii is the source of this 1840-nucleotide messenger RNA. RefSeq names its product 3-ketoacyl-CoA synthase 20-like. The transcript is spliced from 2 exons. Lineage: Eukaryota; Viridiplantae; Streptophyta; Magnoliopsida; Ericales; Ericaceae. Gene Ontology annotation, biological process: fatty acid biosynthetic process. Gene Ontology annotation, molecular function: acyltransferase activity, transferring groups other than amino-acyl groups. The record is from RefSeq and is a predicted model, not a curated record. The coding region runs from base 130 to 1566 and encodes 478 amino acids. Gene Ontology annotation, cellular component: membrane.
UAACCACGCUCACCUUUCUCCUCUUUUUUGAAAUUACACACAUUUCUCCGAAUUUCUAGGGUUUUGAAGGGUUUUCUCUCCAAAACCGGACAUCAAAAAAUCUAAACAGAGAGAGAGAGAGAAGAAACCAUGGUCACAAAACAGAAACUCUUUCUCUUGAUCAUUGUUUUCUUGUUACUUUCGCCCACCAUGUUUAAUCUCUUAGGUUCCAUGAACCUCGCCCUCACACAACCACUAUGGUUAACCCUAACAAUAAUAAUAAUCUCUUUCUUCCUCCUCACCAAAAACCCACCACCCAAACAAAUCUACAUGCUAGAUUUCGCAUGUUACAAGCCACCGGCGGCCCAAGCCAUAACCAAACAAGGCGCGGUGGCGCAAGCCAGGGUCUUCAACAAGUUGUACAAAGAAGAGACGCUGGCGUUCAUGCGAAACACGAUCGAGCGAUCGGGGCUCGGCGACUCGACCUACUUACCGGAGGCCUUUCUCAAGGACCUUCCGGACCCAGACAUGGAGGCAGCGAGGGCGGAAGCAGAGAUGGCGAUUUUCGGGGCUGUGGGCGAGCUCCUGGCGAAGACCAAAGUGAAGAGUAGGGAUAUCGGGAUAGUGGUGGUGACCUGUUGUCUUUUCUGCGCGGCGCCGUCUCUCUCCAGCGUGAUUGUGAAUCGGUAUAAGAUGAAGGAGGGUGUCGUUAGCUAUAAUCUGAGUGGAAUGGGUUGCACUGCCGGGCUUAUCGCUAUUAAUCUUGCCAAACAGCUGCUUCAGGUACACCACGACAGCUAUGCUUUGGUCGUAAGCACCGAGAACAUUACCGAAAAUUGCUACAAGGGUAACGACCGCUCUAAAAUUCUUGUCAAUUGCUUGUUCCGAGUCGGCGGGGCCGCGAUCCUCCUCUCCAACCGGCCUUCCGACAGCCGCUCGUCGAAGUAUCAACUGCUCCACACCAUCCCCACCCACACCGCCAGCUUCGACAGAUGCUACAACUGCAUCGUUUCGGAAGAAGAUACCGAGGGGCACGCGGGAGUGACCAUCACCAAGGAUCUGCUGGCCGCGGCCAUCACCGCCAUAGAAUCCAACAUAACCUCGCUGGCUCCCCUGGUCCUUCCCGCGUCCGAACAAGCUCGGUACCUGCUGAACCACGUCGCGAGGCGUCUUCCCGUGGCGAACGCCAAGCCGUACGUUCCCGACUUCAAGAAGUCUUUCGAUCACUUCCUCCCGCACGUCGGCGGGAAGCCCGUGCUGGACGAGCUGCAGAGGAGCUUGCGGCUGACGAAGACCGACAUGGAAGCUUCUAGAAUGACGCUGUUCAGAUUUGGGAACACUUCUAGUAGCUCAGUGUGGUACGAGCUGGCCUACGUUGAAGCCAAGGGGAGGAUCAAGAGAGGUGAUCGGGUGUGGCAAAUGGCUUUCGGGUCCGGGUUCAAGUGUUGCAGCGUGGUUUGGCGCGCAAUCAGGACCGUUGAUGAUGCGGUGAUGAAUCCCUGGAGUGACGAGAUUGAUGGGUUUCCUGUGGACCUCAACAACAAUGCUCCGUUCCCUUACUUCUUUGAACCGUCCAAAUCCACAUGAUCGGACGCUGCAUGCAGCUAGCACGUGCAUUUGCCUCCCUAAAUUACUGCAAGAAUAAUGUUUUUAGGAGCUUACAAACUUUUUCUUCCUCUUUUAUUUGUUCUACUACCUUUGAGUGAUAUCUACAGACACCAUGAAUGGUGAUCGAUGAUCUUAGUUUGGUUUAUUUUUAUUACAUGUGUAUUUCAUUUCAUUUCAGGCCACUGGCCGGGUUAAGUUGGAUCAGCUAUAUUUUUUUUUUCUCAGUAAUGAAAGAUUAUAUAUUAACCAUUGA